Molecule: messenger RNA, 1644 nt
Organism: Solanum lycopersicum (tomato)
Lineage: Eukaryota; Viridiplantae; Streptophyta; Magnoliopsida; Solanales; Solanaceae
Biological process (GO): transmembrane transport
Cellular component (GO): membrane
Molecular function (GO): transmembrane transporter activity
Source: RefSeq, a predicted model, not a curated record
AUGACCAAACUUCUGAAGAACUACUUGAGAUCAGAUAUAUUGACGCUUGUAUUGAUAAAUGUUGCUUCUAUAAUGGAAAUGGCUGAUGAAACUCUGUUACCUGGAGUUUACGAAGAAGUUGGCAUGGAUUUGCGCAUUGAUCCUGCUGGUCUUGGUUCACUUAGUUUUUACAGAUCAUUAGUUCAAUGUCUUUGUUACCCUCUUGCUGCGUUCCUUGCUUCUCGUCAUAAUCAUGCCAAUGGCAUUGCUCUUGGUGCUUUCCUUUGGUCCGGUGCCACUUUUCUUGUCGCCAUCUCCUCUACCUUUGCUGAGAUAGCAAUUUUAAGAGCAUCGAAUGGAACAGGACUUGCAAUUGUCACACCAGCAAUCCUAUCUCUAGUUGCUGAUUCAACUGAUGAUACUAAUCGCGGUACAGCUUUUGGAUGGUUAGCACUAACAGGAGGUCUUGGUUCAAUCCUUGGUACUCUAAUGUCUGUGCUUAUUGCGGAAACAUCAUUCAUGGGAAUCCCGGGCUGGAGAAUCUCCUUUCAUUUGGUUGGUAUUAUAAGUGUUCUUGUUGGUCUUUUAGUCUAUUUCUUCGCGGAAGAUCCCCCUUUUCUUGACAGAGAUGUCAAUGCAAAAGAUCUACCUCCCGCGGAACCAUUUCAAGAACAACUGAGAGAACUGUUAAAAGAAGCAAAAUCGGUUAUCAAAGUACCUUCCUUCAAGAUAAUUGUUGCACAAGGGGUUUUCGGAUCAUUCCUUGGGACAUCACUGUCAUUUACUACUAUGUGGUUGGAGCUUGUUGGAUUCUCUCACAAGACAACAGCACUCAUCUCGAGUUUGUUUGUAGUUUCUCUGUCAUGUGGCGCGGUUUUUGGAGGAUUCGUAGGGGAUGUAUUGGCGAAGCACUUGCCUAAUUCUGGUAGGAUCAUCGUCUCUCAGAUAAGCACUGGUUCAGCUAUUCCCUUAGCUGCAAUUCUGCUUCUGCUAUCGCCUAUAGAUCCUUCCACAGCUCUGUUGCAUGGUUUAGUCUUGUUUAUAUUGGGAUUUUGCGCAUCAUGGAGCGGUCCAGCAACAAACAGGUAUGUCUACUCUAUGUUGUUGUUCUGUUAGGUACAGUUACAAAGCUCGAAAUGGUGAAAUAAAGCAAAUGAAAAUGACAUUGCAUUGAUCUAAGAGAUGGUUUUUGAUAUUUUGCUCUGUUAACACGUUUGUAGUCCAAUAUUUCCUGAGAGAGCUCGUAAGAGCAUUUAUGCUCAGGAUCGAUCUCUCGAGACCAUCAUAGCUCAACAAGUUUUCGGUUAUAAGCCAAUCUCUGAGGGAUCUUCAACCUCAAGGGAAAUCGGAACAGAUAGACAAAAUGCUGCCUCACUUGCCAAAGCAAUGUACACUGCAAUAGGCAUUCCAAUGAUCAUUUGUUGCUCUAUCUAUUCCUUCCUGUAUUUCACAUAUCCACGAGAUAGAGAUCGUGUCCUGUUGCAACAGAUAGAUGAAACGGGGAAUUUUCCAUCCGUAGAACAACAGCCCUUACUCGAACACGAUGAGCUGAGACUUCUUUAAGCAAGUUAGUUAGAGUCCAUUAGAUUGUAUCCAUAGCUGUAAAUAUACAUUUGCAGCUAUUUGUGUCAAUUUCCCAUAGUUUAUUUGACACAAUAACAUUGA